Molecule: messenger RNA, 2247 nt
Organism: Trachymyrmex cornetzi
Lineage: Eukaryota; Metazoa; Arthropoda; Insecta; Hymenoptera; Formicidae
Product: F-box/LRR-repeat protein 14
Exons: 3
Coding region: 1-1752 (583 amino acids)
Biological process (GO): SCF-dependent proteasomal ubiquitin-dependent protein catabolic process
Cellular component (GO): SCF ubiquitin ligase complex
Molecular function (GO): protein binding
Source: RefSeq, a predicted model, not a curated record
AUGGUGUUUCUAUACGCGAAGGAAUGGUGCUCUUUCGCGCAAAGAAUUGCGUCAGCCGCGUGUCGUAUCCUCGCUCCCGUCAAUAUAUCGCCGAUCGUCGGCCGUUUCGCGGUCGAUCGCGAGAUAAAUUCCACUGUGUCCGUCCCCCUCCCGGCACGACCAUCACGUCGUCGUGCUCGUGGAUCGCGCGUUGAUCCGUGCCGUCACUGCCGUCGCGUCGACGCGGUGAUAUCGCGGCGGUCGGUGCGUAGCGCGGCGGCGAUCGAUAAACGCGAUCGAUAUCGGGAUUGUCGCUCGCGCGUUCGUGAGUGGUGCAUACAUCAUAUCGGAUACGUGUCGCGAUACGCGCGCGCUCGCGCGCUGGAAAAACUCUUAUUAUGCGACUACCGAAGUCGCGCCAUAACCGGGAACGGCGGGGAUCGGAUUAACCGAGAAGAUAGAACGCGAGACGAAGCGGAGAAGAAGCGGCGGCUGCGGCGGCGGAGGAAGAAGAGGAGGUGGAGGAGAAAGAAGAAGAAAGAUUUCAAGAUAGAGGGAGAUAAUCACCGCGACGGACGAGGACACGACGAGGACGAGCACGUGUCCUCCCUGUAUCCGGAGAUUCUAGCCCUCAUCUUCAGCUAUCUCGACGUACGCGACAAGGGACGCGCCGCUCAAGUAUGCACCGCGUGGCGCGACGCCGCCUACUAUCGCUCGGUUUGGCGAGGAGUCGAAGCGCGACUGCACCUCAGGAAACAGGCGCCGGCGUUAUUCGCUAGCUUGGUAAGACGCGGCGUGAAGAAGGUACAGGUGUUGUCAUUGCGACGCGGCCUCAGCGACGUUCUAAAGGGCGUGCCGAAUCUCGAGGCACUCAACUUGUCCGGUUGCUACAACAUCACCGACUCCGGUAUCACGAACGCUUUUUGCCAGGAAUACCCGUCCCUCAUCGAGCUCAACCUAUCGCUCUGCAAGCAAGUGACGGAUACCUCGCUCAGCAGGAUAGCGCAGUUUCUGAAGAAUCUCGAGCAUCUUGAACUGGGUGGUUGCUGCAACAUCACCAACACCGGUUUGCUGCUGAUCGCAUGGGGCCUGAAGAAACUCAAGCGACUGGAUCUACGAAGUUGCUGGCACGUUUCUGACUUGGGCAUUGCUCAUUUGGCUGGACUGAAUCGCGAGACCGCCGACGGUAAUCUCGCCUUGGAGCACCUGAGUUUGCAGGACUGCCAACGAUUGAGCGACGAGGCGCUCAGGCACGUGUCGCUCGGUCUAACCACCCUCAAGUCCAUCAACCUGUCGUUCUGCGUGUGUAUCACUGAUUCCGGUGUCAAACACCUGGCCAGGAUGUCGAGUCUACGCGAGUUAAACCUACGCUCGUGCGACAACAUCUCCGACAUCGGCAUGGCGUACUUGGCCGAGGGCGGCAGUCGCAUCACGUCGCUCGACGUGUCGUUCUGCGACAAGAUCGGCGAUCAGGCACUCGUGCACAUCUCUCAGGGUCUGUUCAACCUAAAGUCCCUGUCACUGUCCGCCUGCCAGAUCAGCGACGAGGGUAUCUGCAAGAUCGCCAAGACCCUACACGACCUCGAGACCCUCAACAUCGGCCAGUGCAGCCGGCUCACUGACCGGGGUCUGCACACCGUCGCCGAGAGCAUGAAGAAUCUCAAGUGCAUCGACCUGUACGGCUGCACGAAAAUCACCACCAGCGGCCUCGAGCGGAUCAUGAAGCUGCCACAGCUCAGUACGUUAAAUCUUGGUCUGUGGCACGUGCGGUGAUGGCUUUUUCCGUGGCUAAGUGCUCUGGACGAACGCUGCCAACGUUACCGUCAUCGUCAUCGGCAUCGUCAUCGUUACCAAGGCGACGACGACUCCUCGCAGCGACCCAAGGAUAACUACGUCUUCGCGCGCAUGUUCCUGCCGCAGGCGGUAAGUCCGUUUCUGUCGCUCGGCGCACGAAGUCGCCCGAGCGCCCUCGACAUCGGUAUCUACGACGUCGUCGGCGAAUAGCGUAAAUAGCGAAUUUAGCUCGUUUCUCCGCCCGAGAUGGGAAUUUCCCCUCUCUCUCUCUGGAGAGAGAGAGCGAAACAACCGCUGGUUCUCGAGGGGCACUGUUUUUCAAGAUUGGCCCAAUUUUUACCCUUUUAGAGUAAGUUUCCAUUUCAAAGAAUUUAGAGUUUAUUUUCGUACUUUCAACAUGACAAAUUAAACUCGUCGAAAUAAUAAUUAAUUCGAAUCUUUAAUCUAAAAAAUGUUAUAUGUCGAUUACCAACU